AUGGCAGAGCUAGAAAAGGAACGAAGAAUAUCACAAUUUGAAAAGGAAUCGAGAUGUAUUUUGGAAAGUGUUACUACUAGAAUUAAUAAUGAAGUGCAUGGUUCCAAUUUCCUGAGAUAUCAUUCUCGAAGGAGUCAGGCAGGAGCUAGAUAUUUUGACGAGUUCCGCUCUCAUUUUUGGGAAAUACCUGAAGAUCUAUUCAAUAGAAUCCGUAAUAUGAAUAUUUCCAACUGCAGAUGUAGUAGGAGAGGUUCUUUACUAGUACCUUCUAUUGAGAUGGUUGAACGGGCACUAAGUCAGAAAUUAUUUAUCCAAAGAAGUCAAAAGAGUCAAAGCAAUCAAAGGAAUUAUACACGUUUGAAAUCACUAUCUCGUAAUGAAGAUGGUAAUACAGAAAAUCCAGCCGGAGGUGAUAACAUAACAACUUCAUCUGUUCAACAACCAUCUUAUGAAGCCAAUCAGCAAUCAUCUAAUAGUGCAGAUGAUGAGGUCACUUUGAGACCUGGUAAUAAUGUAGGACAAUGA
Messenger RNA from Funneliformis mosseae, 525 nucleotides. The record is from the annotation of a GenBank genome assembly. Lineage: Eukaryota; Fungi; Glomeromycota; Glomeromycetes; Glomerales; Glomeraceae.